CUCUUUUUCGUUUUGGCAAUGCUGAGUCGGAGCUGUCAAACUCCCAUUUAUGUCAGUGCGGUCCAUCAAAAGUAUUUUCUGAUCAGUAAUCGCGAUUUCUUGCUUUCAAAUUCUUCCGAUCUAGGAUAACUUGAACCACAGCAGAAAUGGGAGGACACCACCACGAACCGUACAAAGUGCCAGACCCGUCGAUCUACAAAGUCGAGGACGUGGCUGAACUGAAGCAAGUGAAAGACGCCUUGGCCAGACAAGGGCUGAAAGAUCCAUGGCUCAGGAAUGAAGUCUGGCGGUACGACCCCAAACACCACAGCACACACAGCAAGCGUUUAAUUAAGUUCAUGUUUCGCGGAUUUCCCUUAGGAUUCGCUGCUUUUCUGGCCACCAUCGGCGUCGAGUACGCGCUCAAGGGAGACGACCACGGUCACGGCCACCACGGAGGCGACCAUUAAGUUUUGUAAUUAGCGAAGUGCAGGCACGCGGUCUUAGUGAAAAAUAAAACAAAAUCGUAAAUUUAAUGGGAA
This is a messenger RNA of Hermetia illucens (black soldier fly), 521 nucleotides long. It is a transcript of the gene ND-B12, whose product is annotated as NADH dehydrogenase [ubiquinone] 1 beta subcomplex subunit 3. Bases 147 to 449 code for a protein of 100 amino acids. The record is from RefSeq and is a predicted model, not a curated record. Gene Ontology annotation, biological process: electron transport chain; mitochondrial respiratory chain complex I assembly. Gene Ontology annotation, cellular component: mitochondrion. The transcript is spliced from 3 exons. NCBI's taxonomy places the organism in Eukaryota, Metazoa, Arthropoda, Insecta, Diptera, Stratiomyidae.